Racocetra fulgida is the source of this 405-nucleotide messenger RNA. NCBI's taxonomy places the organism in Eukaryota, Fungi, Glomeromycota, Glomeromycetes, Diversisporales, Gigasporaceae. The record is from the annotation of a GenBank genome assembly.
AUGAUCAUAGUGAAUUACAUCCAAUGAGUACUGAUAAGCCUGAUAUCAUUACUGGAAUAAACGUCCAUUGUGGAUUUUUCUUAGAUUGCCUAAAGGUUAAAUAUAAAAAUCAAAUCGGAACCCCUACCGGAAAUGCAAAGGGAGGAGAUGCGUUUACUAUUCGAGGUCUUGAUGAGAAGUAUAAUUAUGUAGUUGGUGUGAAUGUUCAUUUUCGUGAACGAGUUGUUAGUGGCAUUCAAUUCGUUAUGUCAGAUGGUCAAAAGACACAAAUUUUUGGAAAUGGAGAAGCAAAUCAAAAAACAAUAGAAGUCAUUUGUGGACCUAUAGGUUAUAAUAACGAUUUCAAAUUGGUAGGGAUUCAAAUGGCAGAAUCAAAAGCUACUGAGCAUUAUAAUCUUUGUGUUG